GGAUAGUCGAGAAUUUGCCAAUGGAUCUGUGUGCCUGGAGUGUGAUGGGCAGUGUGAGAAGAUGGAUGGGAACGCCAUGACAUGUCUUGGCCAGGGCCCGGACCAGUGUGUGAAAUGCCUCCACUUCAAAGACGGACCCAACUGCGUGGAGAAAUGCCCCGACGGGUUGCAAGGCGCCAACAGUUUCAUCUUCAAGUACGCCAAGGCCAACAACGAGUGUCACCCGUGCCACGCCAACUGCACCCAGGGGUGCGUCGGGGCGAGGCUCCAAGAUUGUGUCGGGAUGAUGGACAGGACACCGCUAAUAGCAGCUGGCAUUAUCGGCGGCCUAUUCAUCAUCGUCAUCCUGGCACUCAGCGUGGCCGUUUAUGUCCGACGCAAGAGCAUCAAGAAGAAGAGGGCCCUGCGGCGCUUCCUUGAGACGGAGCUGGUGGAGCCCCUGACCCCCAGUGGAACGGCCCCCAACCAGGCCCAGCUGAGGAUCCUCAAAGAGACGGAGCUGAAGAGGGUGAAGAUCCUGGGAUCAGGGGCGUUUGGAACAGUCUAUAAGGGCAUCUGGGUCCCAGAAGGUGAGACGGUGAAGAUCCCCGUGGCUAUUAAAAUCCUCAACGAGACCACCGGUCCGAAGGCCAACGUGGAGUUCAUGGACGAGGCCCUGAUCAUGGCCAGCGUGGAGCACCCCCACCUGGUUCGUCUCCUGGGUGUCUGCCUGAGUCCGACCAUCCAGCUGGUCACCCAGCUCAUGCCCCACGGCUGCCUGCUUGACUAUGUGCACGAGCACAAGGACAACAUUGGAUCGCAGCUGCUGCUCAACUGGUGUGUCCAAAUCGCCAAGGGGAUGAUGUACCUGGAGGAGAGGAGGCUGGUCCACAGAGACCUGGCGGCCCGCAACGUGCUGGUGAAGUCGCCCAAUCACAUCAAGAUCACCGACUUCGGCCUGGCGCGGCUGCUGGACGCCGACGAGAAGGAGUACAACGCAGACGGGGGCAAGGUUGGUAUGCCGAUUAAAUGGAUGGCUCUGGAAUGCAUCCACUACAGGAAGUUCACCCAUCAGAGUGACGUGUGGAGUUAUGGAGUGACCAUCUGGGAGCUGAUGACAUUUGGAGGCAAACCCUACGACGGUAUUCCUACGAGGGAAAUCCCUGACAUUCUGGAGAAAGGGGAGCGUCUCCCCCAGCCGCCCAUUUGCACCAUUGAUGUCUACAUGGUCAUGGUCAAAUGCUGGAUGAUUGACGCAGACAGCAGGCCGAAGUUCAAGGAGCUGGCUGCUGAGUUCUGCAGGAUGGCCCGUGACCCCCAGCGAUACCUGGUCAUCCAGGGGGACGAUCGUAUGACGCUUCCGAGCCCCAACGACAGCAAGUUCUUCCAGAGCCUGCUCGACGAAGAGGACCUGAAUGACUUGAUGGACGCCGACGAGUACCUAGUGCCACGGGGUUUCAACAUGGCUCCUCCGUCAUACACAACCAGGCCUCGGGUUGACUCCAACAGAAACCAGUUUGGCUAUCGAGAUGGAGGUCCAAACACUUCGGAGGGCUCUGCGGCAGGUGCCCAAGCCUGUUCAAAUCAGGAAACCACGGGUGGCCCCGUUCCGGCCCUGGAGGACCAGCGCUGUAAUGGGAGCUUACAUAAGAAGAGCAUGAGCCAGGCUGGGGGAGAGGACAGUGGGGGCCAGAGGUACAGUGCUGACCCCACCAUCUUCCUUGGAGACAGGGUGUCCAGAGGGGACACUGAUGAGGAUGGAUACAUGACACCCAUGAAGGACAAGAGUUCCUCAGAAUACCUGAAUCCCAUUGAGGAAAACCCAUUCGUGUCAAGGCGCAAGAACGGUGAGAUCCAUGCAUUGGAUAACCCGGGCUACCACAGCACACCAAACAGCCAGCCAAAAGGAGAGGAUGAGUACAUCAAUGAGCCCCUGUACCUCAACACCUUUCACAGCCCUGCUGAGCUGGGCCUGGAAGCCCUGAGGAGAAAUGGUCUGCCACUACCCACACAUCCUUCCAUCUCAGCCACAACUUCAGGUUCCCACCUCCCGCUUACCAUCCAGACCAGCCUCCCACACUACCCCCUCCCCUCUGCCCAGCCUUCUCCAUCUGGCAUUGCCUGCCACCAUGGCCCACCAACCCACAUCCUCCACACCCACCAUACCCUUAGACCUGCAGGACAACCUGGUAAUCCAGGUGGUGCCUCUGCCAUCCUGAGCCAAACAGGAACUUCUGCCCAAACCCAAGUGUGCCAGUCAGGCACCCUGUCGACUUCAGCCACCAUUGGGCACGGCAGCCUGCCAGCCUACCAGAUCCACGCCUCAAAUCACCCCGCCAGUUUGCUGAAGCAUGGAGGGUUAACAUCAGGUAAAGCCACUGGGAAGAAGCUGAAGGUGACCUUUGACAAUCCGGAAUACUGGCAGCACAGCUUGCCCCCCAAAACAUCUAACCAGGCACUUCCUGAUGGCGCCCAGGGAGGUUCCACCAACGCCAAGCUCUUCUAUAAGCAGAACGGACAUAUACGGCCCUCUGUAGCUGAAAACCCUGAAUAUAUGUCUGAGUUUUCCCUGAAAUCUGGUACUGUCUUGCCGCCUCCACCCUACCGGCAGCGGAACACUGUGGUCUAGAUCGUUCCACUUGAAAGACUUUCCUCUAUCUGACUCUAGCCUCCAGCAAUCCUGAAAUACUCUCCGGUUCCACUGUUCCACACAAAGGGGAGAGGCCACAACCAGAGCCGCCCCCAAACUCUUUCCAAAUUACACACCAUCUGCUGUAGAGUGUAGCAACAUCAGAAGGAGGUGGACUGAACCGAACCAAGCAGACCCAACUCAGACUCUCCAACCUUCACUGUACCCAAUCCAGUCCAUUUUCUAUUCUGUAGAUAGAGACUGUGCUCCAUGAUACUAAGUAUAUGAAGGUUAUGGUGGAUUUUGGCUAACAGACAUAUAAUAGUCACACAUCCAAGGAGUGUUGUCCCGACAAGGGAGACUACAACCGGCUUCGGAUGAGAUGGAUUCAACUUUGGGGACCUGAACUCACUGCCAGCCACUGCGGUGUCAGAUUCAUGAGAGGAACCAGAUGUUUUUUUUUUUUUGUAUUACUUCUUUUCCAGUAUCAAGGUCUGAGGAUGAACAACUCUCUUCAAAGAGUUUCUGAAAUAAGCAAACAGACGGAGCAAGUAACGUCUGUUGGAUGUCAAGAUGUCUUGUUUUGUGAAUGACCUUGUAGAAAGAGGCAAAAUGGCAAAAUAUGGAGACAAAAAAGACUGAAAGGUUCAGUCAGGAGAGUGACUUCCAGUAACAUAAAAGACGGAGCACUGAAAGCUGAUCAAUCAUACUCAAUCUUUUUGUAUAUGGGAUAUACAGUACAUUCUUGGAUUUUCCUUCAAAUAUGUGAAAUUCAUCUCAUCUCACUACUUUAACUGUGAUACUGUGAUGGCCAAAACUACAAUGACCCCUCCUAUCACAUUUGUAGUUUAACCAUGGACUUUUUAAACUUGCCUGAAACCUACAGGGCGACUGCUGUUUAGUUUUUCUUGCUUGACUGCUGUCUUUUUUGGGAAAGCUGGUCAAAAAAACAGGUCUUUCCAACCCAAAGGUUACAAGGGAAUAACACACUGUAAACAUUUUCUAUUAACACUGGUUGCAUUGCUGAAAAGAUGGAUUUUUAUACACUGGCUUUCCCUUCGAAGCACGAGGCAAACUUACAUUAGUAAAGAGUGUGCAAGGCUAGUUAGAGAAAUUGCUGUAUCUGCUAAAUAGUUUGAUAACGCCAUCCAUAAAGCAGCCAAACUAAAAAUGUUGAUCAUCAUAAAGAAAGUGAUAGAAGAAGGAAAAGAGUGAAAACAUCUACUGAGAGAGGAUUGAAUGUUCAUACAAGCUGCUUAAUGAAGACCUCAAGGAAUGAGCGAGACAGCACCAGCAGAGCACAGUAAAAAAAAAAAGACUACUUUGUAUGUGUGUGUAUGUUGGUGUAAGUCUGAAUGGAAUCCAAAAGGAUACCCAUGGUAACUAGAAGCGGUAGAUGUAUGUGAUGACAUGUUCGACAGCAGUAUCAUUAUAAACCAGCAGUAUACUCGCCAGUGGGAGGACCUCAAACAAGGCUUCUGCUAUAUAACUGCAGUCAGGUACUUUUAAAGAUGAUCAAUAGCUCAUUGAGUGGCCCAAUAGCCCCAAACAGCAUCAGAUCUCUGGGUGAUUUUUAGGUGCUUGAGUUGUUCUUUGUCAAAUUAGAUAAAGACCUCAUGAAGGAUCUUUUGAUUCACAGGAAGUCAUAGAUGUGAAUCAUCAACAUUUUGCCAAUUUUUUCUACUUAAAUUAAGUUAUACAGCUUGUCUGGUAGCAUUUACAUCCUUCUUAUAUCUUUAGCCACUUUUUCCUCUGGACCCAAUGCCCUUAAAGGCAGCAAAUAUGGACAGGUUUAGGGUUGAUUUCAUUGGCUUGGUCCAACAUAACCAAGCUCUGCUCCUUGACAUUGUCGGAGCGACAUCAAUAAUUACCCAAAAAAACCCGAUCUGUGUUCUUAUGUAACAGACUUUUAACCUAAAGAUGAACUUAAAGUGCCCUUGUUGGUUGCGGUUUCCGAUAACUUGACCUUUUAAAGGACCUAAUCGCUAAGAAAUUGGUUUUCCAUGGAAAUAUCCAAUUUUAGGAUCCAAUAUCUGCCAUGUCCAAUAUUUUUAAACUCUUUGAGGUAAUAUUGAGGCACUUAUAGGAGGUAAGGUUAAAAUGCUAGAAAGAUCAUAAUAUUGGUUUAAUGAAGACCCGAAUCUUCUCGGCCAGGACUGUCAUCAUUAAAAGUAUCCCAGCUGAGUUACCCUUGAGAUUCCCAAUAGAGACCCCUUUAGUCACAUGUAAAUAUAGUCAACUACUGAUGCCUCUGUAGGCAAUUAGCCAGUAAAUGCUGCUAAAAAGCGCUGGUGUUACAGCCAUUAUUUUUUCCACCAAGCCAUACCAAGUUAUAACAACUGUGUGUGGUAAAAACACCAAGUUGGUUGCCAAACUGACAAUGCAAAAAAAUAUAAAAAUAGAAUGACGGUUUGCCUCAGAGGUCCUUUUGCAAUAUUUCCUGACAAUAACCUCUUACUUAAACCAAUAUGGAUAAACCCAUGUAGUUCCUGAAACUCUUGUGAGUUUUCCCUUAUUAUUAUUAUUAGUAACCCAUUAACAUUAUUAAUUCGUCAUUGUUUUUUCACCAUGCUGCGGCAUGAGCAAAGCCUCGCCCAUGCUGUUAUCUUGUAUAGGAUGUUUAUUUUGUGUAUCUUCACGUCUGUGUGUGUGAAAGCGUUCGUGUGAGUGCAUGCAAAGCUGCACAUGUUCGUCCUCCCCAUGGAGCACUUUGAUCAAACUCGUGGGUAGAAAGUAAAAUAUUUCCACCCUCCUUACUGAAACAUUGAACUUGUUUAUCUGUUCGUUUACCACUUCAGAAAGCAGAAGUCUUUUUUUCCAGUUAUCAAAGGAAGGUACUGCCGCAAGGAGUUCACAAGUACAACCAAUUUUAGCGGUACUGACCAGCUUGAAGAAUGUCCUUGUUUCCCAGGUUUUGUGUUUGCUUUGGACAGUAUUUAUAACACUGCUGAUAUCAUGAUUAUUUGAUGAAGGAGUAUUUUGUAGUCCCGUUUGGAGCUCUAAUUCAAUGAAAUAGAGACAGCAUUUAAUAUCAAUGUGAAAUAUUUAUGGUGUGUUUGAGCUUGUUUAUACAGAGUGAUGGAAGCCGCUGCCAAAUCUGGGUUUUGAGACAAAAAAGUCAGAUGAUGGGAAAAGGAACACAUGCCUCAGUUUACCUCAUGUUUGGACUAAAUUAGACUGCAAACAAGGGACAAUUGUAUGUUUGAAUAAAGGAUAAUUAAAGCUGCAACACUGAUGAGGAUGAAUUACCAAUAAUCAUGUCUUGUUUUCAUCACCUAAGAGCCUGGUUGCUACAAAUUGUUUUAUUUUGUGCAGAAGCAAUGAUUUCUCCUCUCUGACUUCUUGUUUCAAUCAUAGCUAUUUGUCUCAGCCCUGAACACCUAUAAGCAGCUCAUUCAUCAUUUUCACAACAGCCAUUGUCUUCUUACGUACAUCAUGCUUAAAUGCUCUUGCUAAUUUUGUGGCGCUGUCUUAAGGUUGUAAGUUCGAUGAUUUCAAGGACUCUGGCCAUAAUUGAGAAGCAACUAAGAAACACAAUAUUUAGUGAAAACUCCGAGCUAAAACAGUAGCAAUGAACUUGAUAACCUAUAAGCUAGCAUCAGGAAAUAGCUUAAGUUAGAAUUCAGCCGCUUUCCAGCUAAUACAACCGCUGGCUAGGAAGUGGCUGAAUGCUAACAUUAAUUUUGGUUAGCAGUGUUUGGUACACUAGCACCUUGCUAAGGGUAAUAUUGACAAGAACGUGGGGAAUGCUAACAUGAGCUAUCGAUGGUAACAGUUAAUGGUUUAUUGAAUUUGUUGUUUUGUCUACCCCUUCUCCAUCAUACUGUACAACCCUUUUAAACAGCAAUGGUUGCAUUCAGCCAGUUUCUAGAUAGUAAGUCACAGAAUGCUACAAUUGGUUGUUUUCUAACGGUAUGGCUAAAUAUGUGGUUUUAACUUGAAACAUGACCUGAUAUACAUUUGGUUUUUCAAUAUUUCACUUACUUUCAGUUGCUGAUCAAUUCAUAGGCAUUGAGAUUUUAUAAACUUUUAAGAAUUCCAUCAUUUAUACACCUUACAACCUUGAACACCGCAGUAUGACAUCAACGUUUUUAAGCUUCCCAUCUCAUCAUGGCUGAGGGAAAUUGCUGCCAUAUGAAUAUCAUCAAUGGCAGUUCAACAACACAAUCAUGACAAUUUGGGUAAGAGACUUAACUUUUUUUAUUAUUUGGUCCAAGCCAAGGUGCAGAGGCAUGUAGCCAUGUUGUACUGAAGUGAAUCCUUCAAUAUUUCAUCCUCAGCAGUAACUCACCAUAUAGACUGCGAUAGUCUAAUGUAUAGUUAAAUUUCACCUUGCAUGGUACCCAAAGUGAGUGUUUUACUGCCCUCCAUCUUUGUUUCUCUUCAUUGGAGAUAAUAUAUUCAAAUAUCUGUCCAGGAAAGUGGGCAGCGUGGGAGGUAAUAAGCAGAUUUUUUUUACUGAAUUUAGUAGCACAAACUGGGAACUCUUAUUUCUGAAAUGUUCUUUUUUUGUGUAGUACCUUAUAUUGAGUUUUGUGUUUCUUUUCUCCACAUUAUCAAGGAUGUUUUCCUUCAAGGAAGAAAGACUUGAAUCUGUAGGAGUUUUGCCACUAUUGUGUUUGUUUCUUCAAAUAUUUAACAUGUCGCUGCGAUUUUUUGUCGUUUAGCUAAAUUGCACAAAUCAUCGCUUAUACAAAUGGGGGGGGUCAUUAAUUUCUUGUGUUUUAAAUUAUCGAAUCAGUAUAACUGUACAGAAUCUGUGGGGUUUCCCUUGAAAACUUAUCUAACACACUUCAACAGCAAAUGUGAAUAGUAUUUUUAUAAAAGCACUGAGUCGGCCGACGUGGUGAAUUUGUAAAUAGGGAGGCAAUGCUUUGAAUUUAUAUGGUCUUCUCUCCUACUGCUGUUUUCUCCUGCUUAUAACGACUUGUACAGAAAGAGGCGUACAUAUUUGCUUUAUGUAAGUGUACCUUUUUGACUAAUGGGACUUUGAUUUUAAAAGUGCUUGUUCAACCCUUUUCUCAUGUAGAAACUCUGUUCAGUGGCCCUUCUUUCUGGAGAUUUGUGGCUGUCCUUAUGUAAUGUUUCAGUUUAGGUGAACACUGUUGGCCAAUGGCCAAUGGUGGCUUGUUGGGGAAGGAUGUUGUUCAAAUCACCUCAUAUGUCCAGUUUCGCUUCCCCUUGUUUUAUUCGUCACUCAUUAAUGGGAACACCCAAGAACUUCUUUUCCAUUUCCCAAUAAAACUGAUACCAGUGCUGCCAACUGACCCGGGUAAACUGGGAUUUUCUUCUCUGCUAACUUUCUACUGGAAAUCUUACUGAGCCAAGUUCGACCCCCUCCUCUUCCCUGAAAGGCAGAGCACAGCCUUCACAAUACAACCUCUCUUUUUCCAGUCAUUUCCAAUUUAUUUUUGCAUGCAUUUAGAGGAGACAAAACGGAUUGAGAAGGUAUCAUCAAGUAACUCCUUCUUGACUUCCAUUAGCUUCCCAUACUUUAACCCCUCUUGUGUCUUGAGUUAUUUAAAACCAUGCCCAAAGCUUUAUAUCAUAGAAAUACCGUUCCUCAUGUUUGUUACAUGAAUCUGUCAAAAGUAUAUUUUUAAUUUAAUAUAAAUAAAGAUUGAUUCACUAUA
Messenger RNA from Labrus bergylta (ballan wrasse), 8241 nucleotides. The record is from RefSeq and is a predicted model, not a curated record. Lineage: Eukaryota; Metazoa; Chordata; Actinopteri; Labriformes; Labridae.